This is a messenger RNA of Fimicolochytrium jonesii, 888 nucleotides long. RefSeq lists its product as uncharacterized. The coding region runs from base 153 to 680 and encodes 175 amino acids. The transcript has 9 exons. NCBI's taxonomy places the organism in Eukaryota, Fungi, Chytridiomycota, Chytridiomycetes, Spizellomycetales, Powellomycetaceae. Gene Ontology annotation, molecular function: calcium ion binding. The record is from RefSeq and is a predicted model, not a curated record.
UGUGAGAUCGAUAACAAAUUCCGCUGGAUAGCAGCGUAUGCUUCGCACUCAGAGACUAUCUCCCGGCCGACGGCUAUUGCCAGUAUCUCUGUUGGCAAUGCUUCCCUCUUGCUCCGAUUGAUGCAGCUAAGUGGAAUCACUUGGAAUCAAUCAUGCCAAAGCGAGGAAAGAGUGGCCGGAAGGCAGCGUCAGCGGCUCCAUCAGCGCCAACGGAAAUCAUUGUUCCCGAGGAAACCAGGCUCGCAUGGAUGAAGAAAAUCAAGAAAGCUUUCGACACUUUUGAUCAAGCAGAAAACCAGAUGUGCGAUGUACGAGAAGUCGGAACUAUCAUUCGAUCGCUUGGCCUGUUUCCAUCGGAGGAACAGCUCCGUGGAUACAUUGCGGAAAUGGAGGAUGAGGAGAAAACGGGAUACAUCUCUUUCGAAAGGCUGCAGAAGGUUGCAUUUCGGCUUUUGACGAACAAUCCCAUGAGGGACGAUGAGGAGAAACUCUAUCGAGCAUUCCUAGCACUUGACACGGACAAUAAAGGUUACUUAACACCAGACGACCUUCGGGAAUACAUGAUGUCGGAAGGGGAGCCUUUUACAAAAGAUGAAAUGGACGAAAUGUUGAUGGCAUGCACGGAUCCGACCGACGGGAAGAUAUGGUUCGAAGAUUAUGUGACAGUUCUGGCACAAUGACGUAUACAUUCGAGCGAAGGUCAGAUGGGGAAAUGAAGUAUAUUUAGCCUGAUAUCAAGUUGUUGCGUACUGCGAAAUGAAUGACUUGAAUGAGAAAAACUAAAGUGUGGAGAGUAAACGAAGGAGUUACGACAGAUCUGCUGUUGGAGUCCGAGUACGCCAGUGGGGAGUUCAAACCCGAGUCUCACGCUGUAUAGGUAGUCAUCGC